Molecule: messenger RNA, 1614 nt
Organism: Colletotrichum spaethianum
Lineage: Eukaryota; Fungi; Ascomycota; Sordariomycetes; Glomerellales; Glomerellaceae
Product: oligopeptide transporter 2
Exons: 9
Coding region: 1-1614 (537 amino acids)
Biological process (GO): transmembrane transport
Molecular function (GO): oligopeptide transmembrane transporter activity
Source: RefSeq, a predicted model, not a curated record
AUGGUCCGCAAGAUCUUGAUUGAUGAUCCCGAGUUCAUUUUCCCACUCUCUCUACAGCAAGUGACGCUGUAUAGGAGUAUGCAGGGCAAGACUGAGCUCCACAAGAGUGCGUCUAAAAGACAGAUGAAGGUGUUUUGGUGGAUUUUGCUGGGUACAUUUGUCUGGCAAUUCCUGCCAGAAUAUCUCUUCCCCUUUGUUGCCGCCCUUGCACCACUUUGCUGGUUUGCGAGCCGGAACCAUACUGUCAAUUUCUUGGGCGCUGGUCGGGGAGGCAUUGGGCUUCUCAAUAUUACGCUCAACUGGUCGAACAUCACAUCGACAGUUAUUACCUACCCGUACAGCGUCCAGGUCACCAUCUUUGUGGGAUUCGUUAUUACGACAUGGAUCUUAAUCCCGGUAGCGUAUUUCGGUAACCUUUGGGGCUCACCAACAUAUGAUAUCAUGUCAAAUGGUGUAUUCCAGAAGAACGGCUCCUCAUAUCCUUUUGAGUCUCUGAUUUACACGGACUCAAGUGGUAUUCAGCACGUUAACGAGACAGCAUAUCAUGAGGUUGGCCUUGCUUACUCUGGUGCACAGUAUACCUGGGAGAUCUUCAUGUGGUAUGCGUCGUACAUCUCAUCUUUCGUCUGGUGUGCCCUGUUUCUAGGCCCAAAGGUUGCGAAGAUAUGGAAAGCGAGGAAGGCCGAGGGCGAAUCCCACCAGGACCGCUUGAGGGAAUGGGCUGUUUUGACUAUAGUACCCAUUGGUAUCCUGCUGGUUAUCGUUGCGACUAAGUCUGUUUGGAUGCCCACCUGGACUUAUUUCGUCGCUCUCGGUUUCGGUGGUGCAGCUAUGCUUCCCAUGAGUCUGGUGUACGCCAUGUCGGGCUAUUCGAUCAAAGUUGGCUUCUUCAAUGAACUCAUCUAUGGGUAUAUGAUCGAUGCUCCAGGAUCAUCUCGACACCCUCUUGGUCAACUUGCAUAUCGCAUCAUUUCCGGCAACGUUUGGUACGAUGCUCGCACGGUUCUGGAGGACCAGAAAGUCAUCGGUAUUCAAAUCAUCGCAAAUAUGCUCGCUCUGCCCAUCAACUACGGCGUCAUGCGCUGGGUUAUUGCUUCCAAGUUUGACUACGUAAGCGGUCGAAUCCCGGAUCCCCAGGGACAGUGGACGGGUCAAGAAUUCAAAAGCUAUAAUACUGCCGGCAUCCAAUAUGCUCUCGUGGGUCCUAAGAAGCUAUUCGCAUCAUCGUUUUUCAAACCUGUACUAUACGGCUUUCCUGCCGGUGCUAUUGCACCCAUCAUCAUUUGGCUGCUGCACAAGAAGUUCCCUAAAGCCCGGUUCGACCUUUGGAACUCGACAAUCUUCUUUGCCAGCGCCGCCACUUUCCAUGGAAAUCUUAGUACCGGGCCUUUUACCACUUUCCUUGUUGGAACAUUCUUUAACUUCUACCUUUACCGUUAUAGGCGCGCGUUCUGGAACAAAUGGGCAUACAUUAGUGGUGCAGCCCUGGACACUGGGUUCAAUGCCAACUUGUUGUUCAUCUUCAUCUUUCUUGGCACGACGGGUGUUGUCAUGGUAAAAUGGUGGGGGAAUAACGCAGAUAACAUCGAGAGAUGCUUUGCUCUGAAGAAGUAG